GUCUCACUGUGGAUUUCUCCACAUCCUGCUGUGUGCCUGACUGAGGGCUUCUCCGUGAUAUUUACCACAGUGCCUCCUCGCCACGCACAGCGCCGGCUGCGUCGUAGCUCAGCGCAUGGCAAGGGCAUCACAAAUGGUUAGGGACGACAAUUUGUUCCCCCGUUUGUUCAGAGAAUAGCAAAUUAAAUCAGAAGGACUCCCGAGGCGGUACAAUGGUCUGACAUUUUAGAAAGGAAUAGCCUUUUUCUUUUUUUCUUUUUUCUUUUUUUUUUACGUGGGCGCAUGCAUACGGAUGGGAGUCAGAGAUGCCAAGCAGCACGCCAGGGGCACUCGAAGAGGAUGAAGACUUGAAAUAUGAGUGGAGUGGACCUUCUUUUAUCAAAUAUCUAAACGAGAAAUAAUUUAUAUUUUUCACCAAGGGGGAGGUGUGGCAUCGCCGCGUGUCCGCUCAGCCUCUGGUGUCACAUGGAUGGAUGACUUUUGUCCAAAAAAUGAAGUCCAUGUAACUUUAUAUAGGUCACACGUGAAAACACAUAAUAUCAAGUGUCUAACAUAGCCUAUAAGUAGCAGACUAGACGUGCGCUCUUGUGGAACUCGGUGAGGAAUCCAGGUGCGCUCCAUGUUUCGUUUAGGACACACCGGUACCGGCGGCACCUGCGGGACUUAAAGCACAUUUGGGACUUGAAAGCAGCGUUGGGCUGUGGGCCAGUGAUGCCGGACACAUUCACACUCAUAAAGAACCGGACAGAGCCACGGCUGGGGCAGCUAGAGCGCACACUGACCGCGGAGGGGAGUGCCCGCCCCGCCUGGGUCAUAGCAAUCCUGGCCAGCGUUUUGAUCUUCACCACGGUGGUGGACGUGCUGGGGAAUCUGCUGGUGAUCAUCUCCGUGUUCAGGAACCGCAAACUGAGGAACUCGGGUAAUGUUUUUGUGGUGAGUUUGGCCUUUGCAGACCUUGUGGUAGCCUUCUACCCUUACCCGUUGGUUCUCUACGCUCUGUUCCAUGACGGAUGGGCGCUGGGAAACACACAAUGCAUGGUCAGUGGUUUUCUCAUGGGGCUGAGUGUCAUUGGUUCCAUUUUCAACAUCACUGGGAUCGCAGUGAACAGAUACUGCUACAUCUGUCACUCCUUCUCCUACAGUCGGCUGUACAGCUAUCGCAACACUCUGCUGUUUGUUGCCUUGAUUUGGGUGCUCACAGUAGUGGCCAUUAUCCCCAAUUUUUUCGUUGGCUCCCUGCGCUACGACCCGCGGGUCUAUUCCUGCACCUUCGCCCAGAAUGUCAGCAGUUCCUACACGGUGGCGGUGGUCGUGGUUCAUUUCUUGGUUCCCAUCGCAGUGGUUACCUUCUGUUAUCUACGCAUCUGGGUGCUUGUGAUUCAGGUGCGGCGUAAAGUAAAGACAGAAGAGAGCCCUCGCCUCAAACCAAGUGACUUGCGGAAUUUCAUCACCAUGUUUGUGGUCUUUGUGCUGUUUGCCAUCUGCUGGGCUCCCCUUAACCUAAUUGGCUUGGCGGUGGCCAUAGAUCCGACCCGCGUGGCUCCCCGUAUCCCCGAGUGGCUUUUUGUGGUCAGCUACUUCAUGGCGUACUUCAAUAGCUGUCUAAAUGCCAUCAUCUAUGGCUUACUCAACAGGAAUUUCAGGAACGAGUACAAACGCAUCGUCACCUCUGUCUGGGUGACUCGGCUCUUUGUGACAGAGACUUCGCGAGCCGCCACGGACGGCAGGAGCAUAAAGAGCAAGCAAUCGCCGCCGCCGCCACUCAACAACAACGAGUCGGUCAGAGAUCGUACAAACAAGGAAUGAAACCUCAAAUCAUGAGCCUGUUCAAUGGUAAUUCCUGUAUUUAUGUGACACCCAGUCGGUUGUGCAGCUAAAGAGUUAUCAAUGCAUGAAACUGGAAUACAUGGCUUGGUUUUCACCACAGGGCGCAGGUGACCAUGUUUACAUCUGUUUUUGAAUCAUUUUUAAAGUUAUGAAGAAUUAUAUAAUCAAUAGAAGUUCUGUUUUUGAAUCAUUUUUAAGGUUAUGAAGAAUUAUAUAAUCAAUAGAAGUUCUUGAAAUGUUUUCAUUUAGGGGGAUUCAUUCAAAAACUUUGCUAAAAUGAUAAAUAAGACUGAUUCUCAACCACCAAGCACUAACAGAGCAAACAGAUAUUGCUUCGUCCUGGGACAACAGAGCCAUGUACUGCAGUUUCAUUUUGCUCUAAAAACAAUCUGAAUGGUACAUUAAUUUUUAUGUCAUAAAAAUGUAAAAUCCUUUAAUGGUUGCUGCUUCAGAUUCUUAGACAUAUUUCACACAAUGGGGUAACCACUGGUAAACAUAGUCUCUUUAGUAACUUCAGAAGCCUCAAAUAAUACAACUCGCCUCACCUGAAUGCUAGAAUGGAAGAAGAAGCGAUAAUGUCAGUCUGUCUAUAAUGUAUAAGAUCAGUCUGAUGGGUUUGAUGUGUUGACAGUAGCAUAUACUUCAUGCUGCCUGGCCUGACCCUCUUGCACUUCAAAUAAAACUUAGUAAUGAACAUUAUACAUUAAUUCAGGAAAAAAAACACAGAGCAAGUCAUGCGCAAAACUAGCACCACACCAUGUAAGAUGUGCCAAGGAAAGGUGGAGUUGGGGAUUCUAAUCUGAUACACUUUUUCCUCAAAUUCAGCGAAUAUCUUCUCACGGUCCACUAGCUGUCCAUUCUGUUUGUGUGCCGAAAAAAGAUCCUGUGUUCAUGCAACAAAGGACAGAGGAAAGGCGUGGAUAUAUAAAAAGGACAGCAUCGAGAGCAAGAUGGAUGGUAAAUCGGACAGGGAAAGGGUGUCAAAUAUCUCUCAAAUAUCAAUCUCCAGAAUCGCUGAUUCCACCUUUAACAUGGCUGUUCUAGUUUUUGAAAAUGGUGCAUGUGAUGUAGCAGGUGGAGGACACCUACAUAUCUAUUGCUGCUGUAUUCACCGUUCUGCAUAUCAGCUUACUACUACUAAUACUUCUCAGCUGCUGCUUUAUCGUAAUACUCAUUUAUAGGAUAGGUCACUGUAGGCUGCAUGGAACGCCUGCCUUGAUUUUACCUUUUGAAUAAACAAUGUUUUCCUAAAAUGAGCAACAACAAUGUGAUAGAAAACAACCAGCCGAUCUUACGCCCACCAGAGAUUCUUCUUAUUCUUUUUUUUCUUACAAAAAUAUUCCAUUCAUUUUCGAAUGAAUAAUGUUGACUCAUAGUUUUCUAUUUUUCUGCGAUAGGAUUGCCUCAUGGGUUUUUAUACAGAGCACAAAAGCUAUUUAAAUAUACAGCGUACUGUAAAACUCUUUGCAGCUGUUUCAUCAAAACACAUACAUUUAGCAUUAUAGAUUGUAGAUUUACACUCUCACACGCACAAUAUAAUAUAAAACAUAAUAAAAAAAAACCAAUGAAGGUCUCCUUACUAAAAUGUUGUUCAUAACAAAUCGCCUUUAUUUGCAAGUAUACAGACAAUGUGCUUCUUUUUUCUACUACAGUUGAUUAUCUUGGACACACCUGUUGACCUACAGGUGUGCAAGAGUUUUAGUACAAUAUAUAGAAAUAUUUAAACAGUAACCGAAAAAGAUAAAAUGGAGGUUAAUUCACUGCAAAUAUACAAUGGAGGGCACAAUUUAAUUGCAUGUUAGUACAAUUUUGAGGUAUGUUUUGAGGCUGAUCCUGUUGCAUUUUUAACUAAGUACUUCUUUCACUAUUAAACCCACAGUGCAGGAAAGACUUUAAACUGCAAGAGCACAACCUCAUACCAAAUUGCAAUGCAAUGUUUUUUGUUUUUUUUAAGUGCAACUGCAAAGAUGAGACUUUAUGCACACUAAUGCUAUGCUAUGCAAUUUAAAAACACACAAUCCAACAUGUAAAAAUCACAUUCAGUAAACCGAGAUAGUUCCUCGCCUUUAUUUCUUACCGGUUCACUGUCAAACGAUGCUGCUGUCCAGGCCACACAGCAGGGCAACAAAAGAAAUAAGAUACACAGCAAGUUCAGGAUGUUCUCCUGCCUUCUCCGCUAGAAAGCCUCAAGCCUCUGGAAAAAUGAGGCGGAUAAAGACAUUUACUGAAUGUGCAGCAAGCAAUAUAGAACGGGCACAGUUUCCUCUGCCUCCUACAUCAUGUGCAGGAUGUGGUAGUUUUAUGCAGUGGCAAUUCUUUUUCGGCAUUCUGAACUACUUAUGCAAAAUUUUAGCUUUUCAUUUCAUAGGUCAUGUAUCUUUGUAGUUCAUUUAUUUUCUAUUUAAAAAAAAAAAAAAAGAAAAUCACCAGAGACACAUUUUGAUGCUUUCACUGUGGAAAAACAAACUAAAACAAGUGUUUGGGGGUUGUACUGUCACUUGGUUGUAUUUACUCAGACAGGCGAGUGACGCUUUUGCCUCUCGAUUGAACAGUGUGUGGAAAGAUGUAGAUUGUUGAGAAGGUACAGCUCAUAUCUGUAUUCCCAUCUCAGGGUGCCUAUUGAACAUUUUGUCGUGCUACACAGUUGUUGGAAACAUCUGCAGUUAAUUAGCUGCCAUAUAAGGGAGUCUGAAGACAUUUCAAAGGGGGAUUUUGUAAAUUACUGUGGUAAGUGUGGUUUUUAACUGUGGUAUAUUGUUAUUGGAGAUGUAUUUGAAAUGUGUUUUUUAUAUAUCAGAAGCUUAAUUACAAUUAACAGUUUAGCCACUCAAUUAACAGUUUAUUACCAGAUAAUUCUAAACCUCUCUUUUCAAUUACUCUGUUAUACUUGCAAAGUGCAUCUAAAACAACCUCUUGCUUAAUUGGCAUGUACAUUGCAUCACUACAAAUACAUUUGUUUUUCAGUGUCGAGGGAUGGAAUCAACUUCUAAUUGCAUAAAUCAAAAAUACAAGAAUGGCAAGUUGCUCAUUAUAAUUUCCCUGGUUUGGUAUAUUUACACAUUUAAAUUCAUUGCACAUUUGUGUGUUCUUAUACAGGGUAAAAAUGUGCAAAGCCAUAGAUCAAGAAUGCUAACAGAUGCAAAGCUCAAAGUCGUACUAUAAAUAUUCAUGGGCCAGGACAGAUGCGAGAGCUUUGCAAGCAGAGGAGGAGUAUAUGGAAGCAAACAAUGACAUUUGUGGUGCAGAGAAGGGUAGAAAACAGGGGCAUAGAAAGUUUUUGUUGAAGAAUAAAUACAGGGAGUGACUCUGCGGUCCUGACAACGAGGUGAGAAGGUCACUGCACCACUGGGGAAGCAGGGGUGGUGUCCAAGUCACUGCAGGGGAGGGAUGGGUGGGACAGAAACAAAAAGUAAAUAAAAAGGUGUUUUUCUAGUGAAACCGAAUGCUCAAACAUCUGGAGAGUGUUUUAGAUGCACUGGGAGGAAAGCAAAGACUUUUAAACAAUUUAAACCAAAGAAAUGGGCAAAGCUGAAGGGUGUAGAUACACUUUGUUGAGAUAUUGCUGGGGGAAAUCUUUAAAACACCUUUGGUCCUUUAAUGUCUUUUUUUUUCCAUUCAAAGUACUGCCUUACAGUUAAUACAAUAGUGUCAAAUUUUAAAUAUUAUGGCAAGUGUCAUAUUUUCUAUACAAAAAAAACAGACCUAUUCAGCAAACCUCCAUACUGCUUCUCUUUAUGUAUUCAGGACGGUCGUCUAUAGACAGUUUUCUGUUCAGCAUUGUGCAGAAGUUCACAUGCAGGCCUCAGGCAGAAGACUCAAUUGUUGAAACAGAGGAACAAAUAUUAUCUUUUUCUCCUUUGUGUUUUUUUUUCUUCUAUAUACCCUACAGGAACAUUAUGUAACUAUGUUCAUUUAUGUUCCCUAUGCUCACUGUCGACCAAAUGUGACACCUUGCUCGCCAGCUUAAAGGAUACAUUCACACGACAUGUUUGAACAGCACAACCUCACAGCUUUAUUUUUUAAAAACUCCUGCAAUUUCUCACUGGGCAUUAACGCAUAAUAAUAAGAUAAUUAUUUAGUCCUCCAAAUCCUAUGAUGAAGCCGGUUUUCCAAAUUGUAAAGCUGGCAGUAAAAAAUGUUUUUCUAAAGGAAUAAAGCAGGGUAAACAAAACAUGCUGUUUAGUUUUAUUAACAUGAAUUUAAAUAAAAUAAUUAAUUUGAAAGACAAAGUUUAUUCAACUUUAAAGAAAGUUUUCUGGACAGUUUUUUUAUUAUCUAGCACAGAAAUACACACCUAACAGUCAGGUGCACUUCCUAUUUUCAAGAGGGAUUUAUAUAUAGAGCCUAGUGUUUUAUUGUUUUACUGUAGUGUGUUUACACCAGGUUUAAAGGGCCGUGGGGAUGUCCGCCUUCUCUUGACUAUAAUGGAGAUAUAUGUAAAAUGGAUAUACAUGUUUUUUGUUGUUGUUGUUGUUGUUGUUGUUGUUUUUGAGCACCACAGUUCAAUUUAGUUCCAUUAUAUUUGAGAGAAAGCAGAGAUCUCUACGGCAAAUACAUCCAGCACUCUGUAACUCACACCAAAACAGUCUAGAUUGAUAAAUAGCACUACAGGUAAAAACAAAAAUAUGUAUUUUUGAUUUUCAGACUUUUAAAUUAACCCCCUUACAACAGAAUCCACCCAUGUAUAUAGGACUGGAUAAACAUUUUGAGUUCUGUGACAAAAAAAAGCAAACUUGUGUUUUUGUAUGGAUUGAAUAAAGCAGCAUAUAUAACUAUGGUGUAAAUACAAUUCAGCCUUCAAAGCAAACACACAAGGAAGUAAGCAGUGAAGGUCAUCACAAUAUUUUCCAUUGGGAGAUGAAAGCUAAGGUUUCUAUGUGCUACUAAUCCUUUUGAGUGCUGUACUCAAUGAUGCGACACACUCUCAAAUUUCUGCAUUAUGCUGUCGGAGUCCCUCUUGCACCCUCCCAAACAUCCGUGCACAAUAUUCAUGCAGGGUUGACAUUUUCCUAAAAGAGGCAUUCCCUGAUACUUCUCUCUUUCUGGCUUUUUGCUUUACCCUGUGAUCUUUUGGAGAAAAAGUGAAGUGAGCGAAGCACCAAUUUGCAUUUGAAAAGGCUUGUACUCGAUAGCUGCUACAAUCACAGUUGCUUCAUUUGACUUAUUUUUUUUACAGAUGCAGUUUGGAAAUUAAAGGCCAUAGAACACAAGAUAUUCCCAAAUCAUAGAAACUAAUUAAGGCUGUUGCUCACCAAGGCUUUGGUAGGAUUUGAAUUUGCCUUGCAGAAACCUGGCAUAUGCAGGUAAAAGAUAGAAACAAAAUAUUCUUCUGGAAGUCCGCCAGCUCUGAGCUACAUGCCUGCAUGGCACAAUUCAAACUAUCCUUAAGCCUCGCUUGUCCUCUUCCUUUUAUCUGGACAUACUCAAACAGUAGACCGUUUUUUUUAUGUCACUGAUGGGUUAUGUAAGAGCGUGACAACAUCAGCUCACAGCUAAAGGCAGAAAAGGAUGCAAGACUGAUCAAAUUAAGCGCAAGGUACCUUCACUCAAAUGAAAACAGAAUGACAAGCCUUGGGAACAUAAUUGAAUGCACUUACAGUAUACUGUCACAGGAAACACAAUGACAAACCACAGAAGUGUAGCUCUGUACUGUAUUCCCCUCAUGCAGAAUUUACAGACAGGAAACCAAUCGACGCAUUUAUACACUGUGACAAUGAAAUUGUGAAAGAAACAGCCCUUAAAAUGUUAGCAAAGCACAAAUCCUUUUCACCUGAUAAAUAUUUACACUCAGAGGAAACUUAAUUGGCUGCAGCUCAUUAGAUGAAGGUAGGAUCUCUGUUUGCCCGCAGCCUGAAUUAUUUGAGGCAUGUUACACAACAAUUCUUGUUCAAGCUGUUUGUUUUUUUUAUUUGUUGGUGUAAAGAGGCACCAGAUUAAGUAAGACAAUAAAAUAAAUGUCUUUUUCGAACAGGUUGGAAGUUGAUUUUCAGGCAUUUAACCCGCCGACUACUCGUGUCUUGAUAAGUGUCUUCAGUUCCAGAGGCUGUGUGAAUGUGCAUGCUUGUCUGAUGUUAUUUAUGAGGUGACGCUCACUGAUAAGAAUUCACUAACAGGUGCAGGCCGUGGCGCUCGGAUGACGGUGUGAGUAACCAAAGGGAAAUCUGUGGAAUGUAAUGGAAUUUGAAAUUUCAACUUUCAGAAGGCUUGGUUGUGACACUGAGUCUCAUCAAAAUGAACUGUGUGUAAAAAGAUAUGCAUUAUGUGUACAGUUCUACUGAAACACGAUGUUAUGAAAAAAUAAAAUUGAUAUAUCAUG
Messenger RNA from Centropristis striata (black sea bass), 8143 nucleotides. RefSeq names its product melatonin receptor 1Bb (gene mtnr1bb). The record is from RefSeq and is a predicted model, not a curated record. Gene Ontology annotation, cellular component: membrane. Gene Ontology annotation, biological process: G protein-coupled receptor signaling pathway. Gene Ontology annotation, molecular function: melatonin receptor activity. Bases 712 to 1806 code for a protein of 364 amino acids. NCBI's taxonomy places the organism in Eukaryota, Metazoa, Chordata, Actinopteri, Perciformes, Serranidae. The transcript is spliced from 4 exons.